UGAAACAAAAAACUGUUUGUAUUGUGACCACGGAAACAACUGAAAGCUAAAGGCGUGGGCCGUGUGCACGCCAAGAUCCAAGUCACGGUUCCACCGUUACUUCACGGAGACCUGAUGCCUCUGAGAUUCUCGUGACACAGCGGACUAACUAACCAAUCAGCAGACUUAUUUUUCCCGCGAAAGACCCUCAAGACUUAAAGGGACAGUUUACUCAAAAUUUUUCUCCCCUUUAAUUUGUUCCCAAUGAUCCACUUUACCUGCUGGAGUGUAUUAAAUUGUUUACAAGUAGCUCCUUUACCCUUAUAUUGGCAUUUGAAAUUGUUGAUUUAGCAUGUGGUAUCCCCACCUAUUCUGAAAGUUUGUGGCCGCGCGUACCAGCUAUAGAUAAGCUUUGUAAACACAGCCAGCAGAAGAAAUUACACUCCCAGUGCGAUAUAGCAGAGAUAAGGUUCACACCUGAUAUGCUGAGCAAAUGGUGGGCCACACCCUGACUCAAGUUGUUGCUACUGCAGCUCUGACAGCAGUAGGAAGCUACGUCGCCUAUCGCUGGUUGUACGCAGCCCCUCGAUUGGCUAUGGCUUCUCACAUAAAAGCACUGACGUCCCCAUAUCCAGGAUCCCAGGUGCAGCGCCGACUGGUUCCCUCACAGAAGGUCAGCUGGACAGCGGAGUGGCCGGAGUAUCACCCAGUGGAAUACACGGCUCCCUCUGUACUUUCCCAGCCGCCAUGGGCGGACCCUGCCCUGGGGAAGGAAGGAUUUCACCCUAAGUUUAAUGCCCUUGAUGGAUCAGUGCAGAGACAAAGUUUUACCGGAACUUACCAGGUGGAUAACGAGACCCCCAGGAACCCUGUGGGACGGACAGGAGUUACUGGCCGAGGGUUGCUAGGGCGAUGGGGACCCAAUCAUGCAGCUGAUCCUAUCAUAACAAGGUGGAAACGAGAUGCUUCCGGUCAGAAAAUAACAGACCAGAAAUCAGCAAAACCCAUCCUUCAGUUUAUAGCUAUUCAGAGGAAGGACUGCGGGCAGUGGGCUAUUCCAGGGGGUAUGGUGGAUCCCGGGGAGCUGAUAACCGCCACCCUUCGGAGAGAAUUCUGCGAGGAGGCUCUGAACUCCUUAGAGAAAAGUGGGGAAGAGAAAUGUACAGAAGAGAAAAUUAACAACCUCUUCUCUCAGGAGUAUCUACUGAUAUACAGAGGUUAUGUAGAUGAUCCUCGGAACACUGAUAAUUCUUGGAUGGAGACACAGGCUGUUAACUACCAUGAUGAAACAGGACACUUGCUGGACCUGUUGCCCCUGGAGGCGGGUGAUGACGCCGGCAAAGUGCAGUGGGUAGAUGUGAGCAGCAGUUGCAGUCUUUAUGCCAACCAUGCCAACUUCAUACAGAUCCUGGCAGAGAAAAGAGGGGCACACUGGGCAUGAUGUGACCCACCCUGAGCACCAAAUCAUGACAGCAAAGGGAACCGUCUUUUUUUUUUUAUUUUUGGUUUGGACAUAAAUACAUGAUAUUGUUGUUUUGUUUCGUUUUUAAGAGGUCAAAUGAGGUUGUACAGCACAUACAUUUGUUUUAAGGGUGUAAUAUGAAAGGUGAGACGCUGUCACGUGGGCGAGAACUUUUAUUGGAAGCUGGAUGUGGUUCUACCUUUGGAACAUAAUGAAUAAUAAAAGUGGUCAUUAAAACACA
Molecule: messenger RNA, 1682 nt
Organism: Bombina bombina (fire-bellied toad)
Lineage: Eukaryota; Metazoa; Chordata; Amphibia; Anura; Bombinatoridae
Gene: NUDT9
Product: nudix hydrolase 9
Exons: 10
Coding region: 473-1420 (315 amino acids)
Molecular function (GO): ADP-ribose diphosphatase activity
Source: RefSeq, a predicted model, not a curated record